Molecule: messenger RNA, 1845 nt
Organism: Micromonas commoda
Lineage: Eukaryota; Viridiplantae; Chlorophyta; Mamiellophyceae; Mamiellales; Mamiellaceae
Exons: 3
Biological process (GO): microtubule-based movement
Molecular function (GO): ATP binding; microtubule binding; microtubule motor activity
Source: RefSeq, a predicted model, not a curated record
AUGGGUUUCUUUCGCAGCAGGAAGCCCAAGGCUGACGACCGCUGGGCGUCGGGCGCGUUCGCCGAAACGUCCGGCGACGGCGGCAUCGGGGAGACGUCCCUCACGGUCGCGGUGAGGUCCAGGCCGCUGCUCCCGGACGAGCGGCGACGGGGCGACCGCCGCGACAUCGUCCGCGUCCUCGACGACAAGCACAUCGUCGUCCUCGACCCGGACGACGAGAAGAACUACCUGGACGAGCGCACGCACAGGACCAAGGAACGGCGGUACACCUUCGACAAGGCUUUCGGCUCGUCCGCGUCCAACCGGGACGUGUACCAAAAAACCGCUCGCGCGCUCAUCUCCGGCGUGCUCAACGGCCAGAACGGCACCGUGUUCGCGUACGGCGCCACGGGCAGCGGCAAGACGUACACGAUGAUCGGCACGCGGAACGACCCGGGGAUGAUGCCGCUCUCGCUGAUGGACAUAUUCGACGCCAUCCGGUCCAUGUCUGGCGAAUACACCUUCGAGGUGACGUGCUCCUACCUGGAGGUGUACAACGAGCUCAUAUACGACCUAUUGGUGAACAACUCGCCGUCGCUGGACCUCCGCGAGGACCCGGAGCGAGGGGCGACCGUGCCGGGUUUGAGGCGGAUAUCGGUGACAAACGCGGAUAACGUGUUGGACGUUCUGAGAGAGGGCAACGCGAGACGAAAGACGGAGCCCACCGAGGCCAACGCCGUUUCCUCGCGAUCGCACGCGGUGAUGGAGAUUAACGUCCGGCGGUUCAGCCGCGUGCUGACGGGGAGGUUGUCCCUCGUCGACCUCGCCGGCUCGGAGCGAGCGUCGGAGACGAAAAACGAGGGCAGCAAGCUCAGGGACGGCGCGAACAUCAACCGGUCGUUACUGGCGCUCGCGAACUGCAUCAACGCGUUGGGGAAGAAACAGCAGGGCGCGGGGGUGUACGUCCCGUUCAGGAACUCUAAGCUCACCAGGCUGCUGAAAGACGGGCUCGUCGGUAACUCGAGGACCGCGAUGGUGGCCAACGUGUCGUGCGGCAACGACCAGUACAACCACACGAUCAACACGUUAAAGUACGCGGACAGGGCGAAAGAGAUCAAGACGAACGUGCGAACCAACGUCGUGCACGUGGCGACGCACCCGGGAGAGGCGCAACGCGUCAUCGAGCAGCUGCAGGACGAGGUGGCGGGUCUUAAAAGGGAGCUCAAGGCGGCGAGAUCCGGGGCGCCGAUUUCGAACCCGUCGGCGAUUGACGACGCCGGGGUUCGAACCGAGGACGUCUUUGACGAUCGGUGGCUGGAGAAGCUCAGCGUCGACGUUCACGAAAACACCGAGGAGAGGAUCAACCUGCAGCGCGCGCUGUUCGAGCUCGAGGACGUCGCCAUCCAGAGCCGGUGCGAGCUCGCGUCCGUCGAGGACAGGCUCGUGGAGCUGGAGAUGACGGGCGCCGCGCAAAUCCCAGGGUCGCGUGACAAAUCCGAGGCGGAGUCGCUUCGCGAUCGUCGCAGGCGACUGGCGGAUGGUCUGCGCGAGGGGGAGAACGCGGCGCGACGGGACCGCGCCGCCAUGGACGCCAACGAGGGCAAGAGGCGGGAGAUCCAGUCGAGGAUCGAUCGCGCCGCGGAGGCGCGCGAAUCCCGCAACGGGGGCAAGCUCCCCGCGUUUUUGCGCAUCCUCUCCCAGUACCGGACGCGGGGCGUGUCGUCGAUGGAGGCGCAUUUUCAGCUCGCCGUCCGCGACGGCGUCCUCGCCGAUCAACGCGACGUCAUCGGCUGCAUGUGGCGCAUGCUCGCCGCGGCCGGGGUGAGCCGCGAGCGCGCGGUGGAGGCGGCGAAGCGCGAGGGAGUC